AUGGCGGCACACGGCGCUAAUGGCGAGGCCUCUGUCGGCUCCAGUGAACCCCGUCAAAAGGGAAGAGCCACCCCGGAAACUAUUAGAGCAGGAUGCAUCGCCAUGGUCAAGAAAGAAGGUAUUCCACGCCGAGCCGAGAUUCUCAGCAUCAAGGAAACGAAGAGCGGUCGCCAAUUCUACUGCAACUUUGACAAUUUCAACAAGCGUCUCGACGAAUGGGUCCCUACCAUCCGAAUCGACUUCGACCAAGAUGUCGAGUGGCCGUUACCCGACAAAGACAAGCCUAAGGAUCCUAAGACGAAGAAAGGCGUUGCUACGUCAAAGAACAAGGUCUCCAAGAAGUCCCAAAAGAGACCUUCUAAGCGGGAGCAGUCGGCACCGUCAGAGGCCGCGACGCCGCACCCAUGGACAGAGUUCGUCGAAUCGCAGAGUCGCAAGAUGACGCCUACGGCCGAGGAAAGCCAGAGCCAGACUCCAGCGACGGGCGAUGCAACAGCCACUCCCGCAGCAGGGGGCGAUGAGAUGGAAAUCGACCUGGAGGAGGAAAUCCAAAAGAAGGAUUUACUAAGCGGCUUCAGCCGCGAAGACGAGAUCGAGAAGCUUAGGACACACGGCUCGAUGACGCAAAACCCCGCCGAAAUUUCCCGAAUUCGAAAUAUUUCCAAGGUCCAGUUUGGAAAGCACGAUCUGUUUCCCUGGUACUUUUCCCCGUACCCUGAGGUCUUCAACCAGGAAGAUGUUAUUUUCAUCUGCGAGUUUUGUCUCGGGUACUAUGGCGAUGAAAAGUCCUUCGUGAGGCAUCGGCACAAGUGUACUUUGCAGCAUCCUCCUGGCAACGAAAUUUAUCGCGACGAGUCUGUCUCCUUCUUCGAGAUCGACGGUAGACGGCAACGUACAUACUGCCGGAACCUCUGUCUCUUGUCCAAGAUGUUUCUUGACCAUAAAACGCUAUACUAUGAUGUCGACCCCUUCUUGUUCUACGUCAUGACAAGUCGAAGCGACAAGGGUUGCCACAUUAUUGGUUACUUUUCCAAGGAAAAAGAGAGCGCAGACGGGUACAACGUUGCUUGUAUUCUGACUCUACCUCAAUACCAGCGCAAAGGGUAUGGUCGGUUGCUGAUUCAAUUCUCGUACGAAUUGUCAAGGAUCGAGGGGAAGCUUGGUUCGCCUGAAAAGCCGCUUUCUGAUUUGGGUCUGCUGAGUUAUCGGCAGUAUUGGGGUGAAAACAUAUUGGACCUCAUCGUUGGUUAUAAUGAGCGCGAUGAGAAGACUACGAUCGAAGCCAUCUCGACGGCCCUUGCCAUAAUUCCGCAGGACGUGGAGCACACGUUACAAGCGCUUAAGAUGCAGGUGUAUCACAAGGGCGAGCACAAGAUUGUGAUUCCCGAAAAGCUGAUCCAGCAGAGGGAGAAGCAGAAGGUGAAGCAAAAGAGACUGAUCGAUCCGAGCAAGAUCCAAUGGAAGCCGCCAGUGUUUACAGCCUCCACGAGAACAUGGGGAUGGUAA
Messenger RNA from Colletotrichum orchidophilum, 1506 nucleotides. RefSeq names its product histone acetyltransferase E. The coding region runs from base 1 to 1506 and encodes 501 amino acids. The transcript is spliced from 2 exons. Gene Ontology annotation, biological process: regulation of DNA-templated transcription. Lineage: Eukaryota; Fungi; Ascomycota; Sordariomycetes; Glomerellales; Glomerellaceae. Gene Ontology annotation, molecular function: histone acetyltransferase activity. The record is from RefSeq and is a predicted model, not a curated record.